AGGAUGGGCUCUGUCAGAAGCCUAUCACAGGCUAGGCGCUGACCUUUGGCCCCCCCCGGGGCCUCCCUCUCCGGCGCCGGUGGAGGAUCGCUUCCGCGCAUGCGCAAAGGGGACGGGGGAGGAGGGGGGGUGCGACACCGAUACACUGUAUAGCCAGUUCCGCCUCCGUAGCUGCUUCAACCUUUGCUUCAUCCCUUUGCCACCCCUAGAGCUGGGUUCCCAUCGUUACCUGCGCGAGGGGACAGGGAGGCAGGACCGGCAGCGGCGCGCUCCCGGAGCGUACGGUCUCGGCUGUUCCCCUCCCGCGGGCAGGUGGCCGGGGUCGGCGGGAGAGGCGAGGGGGAGGCACUCAGCAGCGCCAUGUCGGCGGGCGGUCCGUGCUCGGCGGGGCCCGGCGGGGUCUCCGGGGGUGCCUCAUGCGCCUCAGGGGUGCCCCCCGGGGGGGUGUCAAUGUUCCGGUGGCUGGAGGUGCUGGAGAAGGAGUUUGACAAGGCCUUCGUGGACGUGGACCUGCUCCUGGGCGAGAUCGACCCGGACCAGGCGGACAUCACUUACGAGGGACGCCAGAAGAUGACCAGCCUGAGCUCCUGCUUCGCGCAGCUCUGCCACAAAGCACAGACCGUGUCCCAGAUAAAUCACAAGCUCGAGGCACAGUUGGUGGAUCUGAAAUCUGAACUGACAGAGACCCAAGCUGAAAAAGUAGUAUUAGAAAAAGAAGUUCAUGAUCAACUUUUACAGCUGCACUCCGUUCAGCUUCAGCUGCAUGCCAAAACUGGCCAGAGUGUUGACUCUGGUACCAUUAAGGCAAAACUGUCUGUCCCCUCUGUGGAAGAACUGGAGAGAGAGCUUGAAGCAAACAAAAAAGAAAAAAUGAAAGAAGCUCAACUUGAAGCUGAGGUGAAGUUAUUAAGAAAGGAGAAUGAAGCCCUUCGUAGACACAUAGCAGUUCUCCAGGCGGAAGUUUAUGGGGCAAGACUGGCAGCCAAGUACUUGGAUAAAGAAUUAGCAGGAAGAGUCCAACAGAUCCAGUUACUGGGUCGAGAUAUGAAAGGGCCUGCUCAUGACAAACUUUGGAACCAACUAGAAGCUGAAAUUCAUCUGCAUCGUCACAAAACAGUUAUUAGAGCCUGCAGAGGACGUAAUGACCUGAAACGAUCAAUGCAAGCACCACCAGGACAUGAUCAGGAUUCCUUAAAGAAAAGUCAAGGUGUUGGUCCAAUCAGAAAGGUCCUUCUCCUUAAAGAAGAUCAUGAAGGACUUGGCAUUUCAAUUACAGGUGGAAAGGAACAUGGUGUUCCAAUUCUCAUCUCUGAAAUCCAUCCUGGACAACCUGCUGAUCGUUGUGGAGGGCUGCAUGUUGGAGAUGCCAUUCUGGCAGUCAAUGGAGUUAACCUGAGAGAUGCUAAGCAUAAAGAAGCUGUAACUAUUCUUUCCCAGCAGAGAGGAGAGAUUGAGUUUGAAGUAGUUUAUGUUGCUCCUGAGGUAGAUUCUGAUGAUGAAAACGUGGAGUAUGAGGAUGAGAGUGGACACCGUUAUCGUUUGUAUCUUGAUGAAUUAGAGGGAAGUGGAAAUCCUGUUGCUCAUCGGAAAAGUGCAAGUGGGGACUUAAAACUGUUACAAGGCUUUAAUAAGAAGCCAGUAAUUGAUGGACAUGAAAAUGGAGACCUGGGAACCUCAAAUGAGACUCCUCUUGAUGACAGUGCAUCUAAGUUAGCUGAGUCUGCAGAAUCUUUGUCAUAAAUGGUUUAUUAAAUUGACUUUUCUGCAGGCAAUAUUGUUACUCAGACUGUUAUGGAUUUUAUAUACCAGGGGAGGUUGUGAAAAGGACUAUCUAAAAGCAAAGGGAGGCUGUUGUUUAUUGCCUAAAUUAAAGGCAGUUACCUCAGGGCUUCAUUGUGAGCAAUUCUAAAUGUUUAAAACUCUCUGUUUUCUGUGAUAAACCAUAAUUAGCAAUUGCAUGUAAAGCAAUUUUUAUUUUCUUAAAAUUGUAAGCACCAAAGCAUGUGUUUCCCAAAGGGAUAUUACUAAGCUUUUAAGGUACAAAAUGAAGCAUAAUUGUUUCAUUUGGUUCCUUUUUCACUUAACAGAAGGACAGUGUUAACAGGAAUCUAAUAGGAAAUAGCCUUUAAUUACAAAAGAGUAAAUUAAAUUGUUUUAAGUGUAUCCCUGAAUGCUAUAUUGUGGUGUUUAAAUUGCAAAAUUUUAUUCUCUUAAUAGCAGGGAAGUGGGCUUAACUUCAAAACAAAGCAAAAAUAUGCCACAUUUAAAUAUUUCAAAAUUGGAGGAAUGAUUUAGUUUUCUAUUUAUUACAGAUUUUGAUUCCUUAAUCAUUUCUUAGUGAUCAUUUAGGUGUAAUGAGUAUGCCUUUCAGCUUUGUUUAAUGCUGUUAAAAAGUAGUUUAAGCAAUCCUUUGUCAAUCAAUGCUGCACUAGAAAUAAUUUCUAAAGUGUUCUUGCACAUUAUACUUUUUUGUUUUUUAAAAAAUUCAAACAAGUGUAAAAUAUCUGUUCACAAUUAUGUUGAUGCAUGUGCAUGGCAUUGUUCAGUCCCAAACUUUCUUCCUGGUGUCCUUUUGAGAUUAGUUUUACACAUUUUGAGUUGUUCAUACAGUUCGUCAUGCUGUGAUAGUCCUGGUACUUAAAAGUUCAAACUGUUGUUGUUAACGUGAAAUACAUUGCCUUUGAAGAAUGGUUUUAAAGUAACUGAUAAUUGAUAUAAGUCUCAAGGCUCAGGGCACACAUGAAGUAUUAGGAAACUUGAUACAGUAAUUGUCUUGGUUAGUUUUUCCAUGUCUGUAGCUGUUUUCCUUAUUCUUCUUAUGCAGACUUUACAAAUAUGCUAGUUUCUCUUAUCCCAGAGCAAAACCUGUUUUGAUUGCUGUUAUGUGCUACUGUGCAAGCCACUAUACCUUAGUGGGCAAUAUCAAAGCAUUGUACUUAAAGAAAUGAGUUUUGCCAAGAUUGUUUUUUAAAGACCCUAUGUAGAUGGAGAAAAACCUAAACGGCCUUUAGAAUGAUAUCAGUUUAUUCAAUGCCUAAUGUUGAAAUGUUACAUGAUGCAGGACAAGGUUCCUGGCUUCUCCUAGGUGCAUUAUAUAUUUGUUUAUAGAGAAAUCUUUAAAAUGUAUAUACUUUAUUCAGUGAUUUUGCUAUUUAUAAAUCUUGUUUGUAACUGUUGCUCAUUGAUAGAUUUUUGUUGUUGCUGUUGUUAUUGUUUUGUUUUGGGAGGCAGUUUCAUUCACUCAGCUUGGCUAUUUCCAUGUUAAAUUUUUAAUAGUAGUGCACUUCAUAAUAUUGUAUAUUGUUACUGAUAUUAAAAUACCUUAUAGCAUAACAUUGCCUUUAAGCAAACGCUAGUAUUUAAUGAUAGAAAUGAGUAAGCAAGCAAGGUGCACAUCAUUGUUUGCUCUAACAUCAUUUUUGGUGGGAGGGUGGGGGGAGCAAUUGCUUUUUCAUGCAUGAUAUGAGAUCUGCAGUUGGAUUUCAGUGUGUAUUCAUUUUUGUAAUGCUUUGCUGUGAGGUUUUUCAUUGUGGCAAAUCUAAAACUAUUCCUCUAGGGCAUGGAGUUUUUUUUCUUUUCCUAUUUUCCAAAAAGAUAGUGAAUGAUGAUAGUGAUUAUCACAUUUUGCAGAGAAUAUCCUCCUUUUUAUCUGUGACUAAAACUUUAAGACUUCCAACUUUAAGAUGGAACCUGUUGUUUAAAGAGAACUAACUUUUAGAUUUAUGAAGAGUUAUUAUGGUCCUGAAACUGAGAUAUCUGUGAAGAUGAUGAUGUGAUUUGGAGGAUGUUGUGAAGGAUUGGAAGUUCCUUCCCCAGAAUUUAAUAUCCAGCCUGGAAUGAACAAGGUCAUUGAAAACACUACUCUUUAUUUUUUUGUUGAUAUCCCACAGCCUGCUGCUGUAGUCUUUCAAGGGCUGUUGAAUAGAGAAUUAUAGAAAGAGGUAAAUGUCUGUAUGACUGUCUCCACUUCAUCUCUUCUCUACCUUGGUUUUGAAGCCCCAGAUUAGAGCACUGUUACUAGGAUGCUACUGUGAAUAAUCUGUGCUUCCCACCAAUGGGUAGCCAUACAGGUGCUUUGGUAGCUGUUGCAGUUCAAAAUUCACCUAGGAGCUAUAGCACGUUGAGAAUGAACUAGGAAUUACAGAGAUGAUUUCUCCUUUUCUUUCUGUUUUGCUCCUAACUGUACCUCUCAGACCCUGGUCCAAAGAGGAGUUAGAUUUAAGAAGAGUUUCCAAUGUAAAGCAGUAUUGAUGUUUUCAUUUGUGUAAGAAAGAAACCAUCAAUAUAUAGCAAUUAAGCCAAUUACACAAUUGCUUCUAAGACAAAACCAGACUGUCAAGAAAAAAGAGAAUGAUUUGGAAGAGGGGUGCGUGCGUGUGUGUGUGUGUGUGUGUGUGUGUGUGUGUGUGUGUGUGUGUGUGUAGGGUGGUAAUGGUGGUUGAAAAGGUCUAGAUAAUGACCAUAGCAAAUAUACACAUCUAACAUCAGGACCAUUUUCUAAAGAUUCCUUAUCUGUAAUGCCUCUAUAGAAUUUAACAGAAUAUUGACUUUUACAACAUGGGACCAUACUAAGGUAGAGUUAAGAAAAAUGAAAAAUCCUUGGUGGUGGAGGUAACUGAACAAUUGUCAAAAGAUGGUUGAAUUUCCUUGGUGAUGGUACUUUUACCACAUUGGGAAUUUUUGUGUCUGUCUUCAGAAACUCAAAAGGUGUUUUCUAUACGUAUUAAACAUUAUUUUACAACAUUAUUUAUUAUAUAAUCCAAUAUCCAAUUCAGGGUUGGGCUUAUCAGUAAAAGAUGUAAUAUUUGCAACAACUGUAUUAUAACUAGUUAAGUUGGGUUGAAUAUUUUUUUAUUAGCCUGUAAAUAAAGAUGGCAUCUUUACAUUGAAAUGAUGUUUUAUCUUAUUUAACAAAAAUAAAUUUUUUGUGCUUCUUUG
Phascolarctos cinereus (koala) is the source of this 4938-nucleotide messenger RNA. It is a transcript of the gene GOPC, whose product is annotated as golgi associated PDZ and coiled-coil motif containing. The record is from RefSeq and is a predicted model, not a curated record. Gene Ontology annotation, biological process: negative regulation of protein localization to cell surface. Gene Ontology annotation, cellular component: Golgi apparatus; membrane; trans-Golgi network transport vesicle. Gene Ontology annotation, molecular function: transmembrane transporter binding. NCBI's taxonomy places the organism in Eukaryota, Metazoa, Chordata, Mammalia, Diprotodontia, Phascolarctidae.